Molecule: messenger RNA, 1738 nt
Organism: Drosophila hydei
Lineage: Eukaryota; Metazoa; Arthropoda; Insecta; Diptera; Drosophilidae
Product: fibrous sheath CABYR-binding protein
Exons: 4
Coding region: 401-1534 (377 amino acids)
Biological process (GO): positive regulation of Rho protein signal transduction
Molecular function (GO): actin binding
Source: RefSeq, a predicted model, not a curated record
GUGUUGCAAUAUUUUAAAUAUUCAAAAUACACAUAUAUUGCCCAAGUUCAAGUGCAUUUGCAUUGAAGUGAGAAUACGUAGUGUAAAGCCCAAAGGAAUUCCAUAAAAAUACAAGCCGAAAGAGAGGAAGACAACUCCAGCAUCAACAAAAUACACAAUAACAACAAAUCAAUCUAUUUAAAAAUAUAUAUAGAUAAAAACAAAACUUCCCGAAACGUUUGCUUAUGCUUUUUUGUUGCUGGCAAACCUGAGGUUCAACUUUUCAAAUUGAGAACGCGAACAUCUGUGGUGAUACGUGACUCUUUUACGGGGCAACGUCGUCAAUUUCAGCGAACGCUUUUCUAAGUAAUUUACAAAGCUGCAAGAACAACAACAACAAGAACCAAAUCCUAUUAACAAAAUGACCGAUGUAUCGCAUGAAUUGGGCGCCCUACGCUUUGUAGUGGACUCGCCGCUAUCGUCAAAGGUGGCCAUGUUUAACAAUCAGGCGACACAGCAUAAGCAGUCGCAGCUAUUGAAUCCAUUCUCGCACGACGGUCGCGCCUCCUCGCCGAAGCCAACUUUCUCCAAGGAUCAGUAUGGUAAGCCGCUGGCUGGCAGUCUAACAGAGAUGCGCGGCCAGAAGGCCAAUAUGCAUGUAAUGAAGGAAAUGCUGGAGCUGUGUCAGAUCAUUGACUCCGAGGGCUACCAAGUGAAGGAUGAGCCCACCAUGCGGGUCAUACCCUUUGGGGAGUUGUUCAACAUUUACAACUACAUUUCGGACAAAGUGGUUGGCAUUCUGUUGCGUGCCCGCAAGCACAAGCUACUGGACUUCGAGGGUGAGAUGCUGUAUCAGCGUCGCGAUGACGAUGUGCCCAUCUUUUUGCUUCGACCCAUUGUGGAAAUACGCCGCGAGCUGAAUGCCAAAGUUGAGGACAUUAAACGGGGCGCCAGUCCAGCGCCUCAAUCUACAUCGGUGCUGCUUGACAAAACUGCGCACGAGCAGAAUCUAAAGGUGUUGGAGGAGAAACGCCGCGUGUCCAAGUCUCGUACACCGUCGCCGGCUGUCAAAUCGAAAUCUAGAUCAAAAUCACCUACGCCUGAGGUGCGAGAUAAAGCCGAGGCUGAAUCUAGUGAAGCAGCAGCAGCAGCAGUACCAUCUACUGCUCCCGUUGCAAUUGAAGUUGCACCUACUAAAACGCCAGUAGAGGCAACUGUGCCGAUUGUUGUUAUUGAUCAGCCAGCUGCAAUAGAAAUUGCAUCUAAAGAAGUGACACCAGCAGCGACAACAAAAGAGGAGCUGCCGGCCAGUGAAUCCCAAACGGCUGAAGUACCACCUGAAGCUGCUUCGCCUGCUGAUUCAGCUGAUACUCCUACUGCUGUGCCUGCUGAUGCUGUACCAGUUUGUGCUGCUCCUGAUGCUUCUCUAGCUGAACCCUCAAAUGAGUUGCCCACAAUUGUUAUUGAAGCCAGCGCUACAUUUGUGCGCACAGUUAGCGUGGAGCAGGUUUCGGAACAGGUUUCAGAGCAGGUGGGAACUGCCGAGAAUGCCUAAGGAAAAUAGCGAGAUCCAGUGGAGUUCAACAACCGGACUUAUGAGAAUGUUUCGAAAGAGUUCGCAAACUAGUAAAGCGGCAGCUUUAAAUUGCAGUAAUCUAGAUUUAAAGCAUAGUUUAACUUUAUAAUUAGGUGUUUAAACAGCACUGAAGACACUAAACAGAGAAAAAGAAAAACAAACAAACAAAGGAAAAGAGAGAGA